Aureococcus anophagefferens is the source of this 977-nucleotide messenger RNA. RefSeq lists its product as hypothetical. Gene Ontology annotation, cellular component: eukaryotic translation initiation factor 3 complex; cytosol; cytoplasm. Gene Ontology annotation, molecular function: metallopeptidase activity; translation initiation factor activity; protein binding. The transcript has 3 exons. The record is from RefSeq and is a predicted model, not a curated record. Lineage: Eukaryota; Pelagophyceae; Pelagomonadales; Pelagomonadaceae. The coding region runs from base 18 to 977 and encodes 319 amino acids.
ACCAGGCGAUCGCCAGGAUGGCGUGGCUCUCCGGUGCAAACUCGUCCAUAGCAUCUAUUAAAGCAAGGCACCGCGUGUCUGAGGUUCAUAUUGAUGGCCUCGCGCUACUAAAGCUCGUGAAGCAUUGUCGCGAUGCCCUUCCCAAGAUGGUGGCGGGUUCGUUGCUUGGUUUGGAUCAGGGAUCGAUCCUUGAGGUGACGCAUUGUUUCCCAUUUCCUACUCCAAAGUCUCGAGAAGAGUAUGGAGAUGGCGUGGAACUUGGUGAUGGAGUGGAUGAUCUUGACGGUGAAGAAUACCAAAUGGAGAUGAUGAAGAUGCUUCGCGAAGUCAAUGUUGACAACAACUGUGUCGGGUGGUAUAAGUCUAUUUAUGUGGGAUCUUUUUGUCAGACCCCUCUCGUGGAAACCCAGUUUAGCUACCAAGAGAAUCUAAGUGAUAAUUGCGUUGUGUUGUUGUAUGAUCCCGUCGAGUCAAGCCGCGGUGUUCUCAACCUGAAGGCCUAUCAGCUUUCAGAACAAUUCAUAACAUCGUACCGAGCAAAAUCAAACUCCUUCGUGGCGCCAUCCGCAAUCCUAGUUGAACUUCCUCUUCGGGUUAGAAACCCUGGUCUCAUCACGGCAUUCUUGUAUGACCUCCACGCAUCGGGCCAACUUCGAAAAGAGCCUUCGAGCGAGCCAAAUGCAGAUGCAGCGCCACUUGAACGCUAUCUUGAACAUUGUUGCCAAUGGGUUGAUGAUCUUGUUGAAGAACAAGGGAAGUUUCAAUACUACCUUCGCAACGUCGAACGCCACAGGGAUCAGCUACGCUGGCAUAACAAGCGCAAAGCCGAAGGAGACCAGGAGGACGCAGAUGCGCCCACAUGGAAAAAUACCACUCAACCUCCUCGUCUCGAUUCAUUACUCAUCGCCAUCAGAUCCAUCAAUAUUGUACGCAGAUCGGUGCGCAUUCUACCUGCGCUCUCUCGAAGCUGCACCUAA